UAUAGCACACUGAAGUAACUUAUACUACGUUCGGCCUCAUUUUAUAUUUGGCUUAGGUAAGAAUCGCGUCGCGACCGCCACAACCGCCACAACCGCCACUUGCGGCUGUAUUGUGCUUUGGUAGAAUAGGCGUCUCAAUUCGGCCUAUUGCGACAACCACUGUAACGACCGAUAUACAAGCUCUAUAAUAGCGCCUUGCUCCCGUAUAUAUCCCUCAUAAUGUCUCGCGCAUCCACCUCCCAGCAGAGGAACCUGACGCUCACCGAGGAGCUCGAGAAGCUGGAGCAAACAAUAACACUAACCCUCCAAGAAAUCGACCACAAUUUCAGCCGCGCACACCGAAUUGUGACGACGAGCAUCCUCCCCAUCGUCGAGCAAUACGGCAAGCACUCCGAGGCUGUAUGGGAUGGCUCAAAGUUCUGGAAACAGUUUUUCGAGGCGAGCGCCAAUGUCUCUCUGUCUGGAUACGAAGAACUACAACAAGACGAGGAAGAGGACACAGCAAUCUCUCAUUCACAUGGCAACAGCACCUACGGCGCCUCGCUGCAGGACGACGAUUCCCUGCCAGCAGACACAACCCACCACCACGCCUACUGCCACGACGACGAGUCCCUCCUCGACAACGGCGACAUCAGCGGCAGCACCCCCCGCGCCCCCCCAUCACGAACCGCCACUAGCGGAAAAUUCGCCGACUACGGCUCCCCCUACGAAGCACUAAAGCGAGAAAUGAAGGGCGGCGGCAAGGCCAAAGAAGAAGAACUCGACGACGACGACACCCCCCUCCCUCCCACAACCCCCGGCACCGAACAACGCCUCCCCCGCAUGUCGAUGACCCCCCUCUCCUCCCCCUUCGAACCAACCUCCCACCUCGCUUCCACCAAACGCGCCCAGGACCCGCUCCUCCACCGCGUAAUGGACAAAAACUACCGCCUCCAAGCCACCCCACACACGGCGCAGAAACAAGCCAAAGCCGCCGCCGCAUCCAAACCCUCCUGGCGCGACCUCGCGUCCCCGUCUUCCUCCUCCCCGAUCCAGGCCCCGCAACUCCACCAUGAGAUCUUCAGCUCGCCCAUCCGCCAGCCGCAGAUCCGACCUAACGCCGCGCCGCGCACGCCGGGGGUGAGUGUGCAGACUCCUGCGCGGGGGAAGAGUACGAGGGAUAUCGGGAUCACGGAUGAGAUUACGUGGGAUAGCGAUAGUGAGGAUGCGGAGGAUGUGUAUAAGACGCUUGGGAUGAGUCCGCCGAAGACGAUACAGUUUGCGAUUCCGCCGAAUCGGGUGUUGCAGACGCCGGCGAGGGAGGCGAGUAAGCGGAUUGUGGAGGAUUUGCUGAUGACGGCGGGGGCGGGGGGGUAUGAGGAGGAUAGUCCGAGUAUGGUGAAGCCGAGCCAUAAUUUGUUGGAUGAUAGCUUUUGAGGGGUUGAUAUUGUGCGUUGGGGAGGGGCCACUGCAGCUCCACAUCCAAGGGGCGAUGUCCGGUUAUGCCAGUUGAGAUGGAACUUAGCAGGCAGAACGGUCAGAAUACGAACAGCUCUCGGGAAAAACUACGCGUCAUUCCAGCUGACAAGUAGCUGAGGCAAACUUGCCCCACGAAGGCGCCAAAAUCCAAAUCAAGAACCAUACAUUAUCCCGCCACCAUGCGUUUGUCCUUAACGACACCCCCCACACCCCCCACACCCUCGACCACCUCAAUACUCCCCUCCUGCGGAAAAUACUACCCGCCACCAGCCAUCAGCGCCACCUUCUCAGGCGCCUCCAAUAACCGAUCCACGAGCCAACACUAGACACCAGCUCUUCCCGCGCAAGCACCCCGCCAUCCAGGACCAAAUAUACCCACCAAUCCCGAACCUCAAAGCGCUUAGAUAGAUAUGAAUACACCCAUUACUGGAGGACGUUCCAUACGGCACAUGCAGUCGUGACACCCAUGCCGUGCGUAGUCCACAUGCAACCCUACUAUUAUGAUAAAACCCACCCUGAAUCGCUAUACCACACGUAUAACCUAAUCCCCCUCCCAUACUACCCACGAUCUACUACUCCAUCAUCCUCACCACAUACCCCCCCGACCCCAGCUUCCCCGGUCUUACUCCUCGGCACCCACUCGCAGUGCCAGGGUGGUCGUCGAUCCGGCCCCCCCUCCCGUCGCCACAGACCACAGACCAGCCUGAACAACACAAGGUGGCGGAACAGCCUGGACUGGUCCUACAAGCUGUGUUAGCGGGUUGAAAUGUGUGAAUUUGAACGAAUGGUUCUACCAGUGCCUCCCCUCCUCGUUUCCCGGGCCAACCCCGACAUCGUCAACCCCUCAGUCAUCGGCCCCGGUGCGGGAAGACUGGCAGUCACCUUCGAGGCGGGACGGAAUGCGUACGGGGUGAUACCAUCCAGUGGGCAAAAGGGGGGGGAGGUGUUUGCGAAUUUGGGGGCGGUUGGGGAGGAGAUGGUGGAGGGGUGUGUGGAUCAGACGGUGAGUUUUGG
Pseudogymnoascus destructans is the source of this 2472-nucleotide messenger RNA. RefSeq names its product DASH complex subunit ask1 (gene ASK1). Gene Ontology annotation, biological process: attachment of spindle microtubules to kinetochore. The transcript is spliced from 5 exons. The coding region runs from base 220 to 1416 and encodes 398 amino acids. Lineage: Eukaryota; Fungi; Ascomycota; Leotiomycetes; Thelebolales; Thelebolaceae. The record is from RefSeq and is a predicted model, not a curated record. Gene Ontology annotation, cellular component: mitotic spindle pole body; mitotic spindle; DASH complex.